AAUAUCUUCAGACGUCACCUUCUUUCAGAAACAUACAGUGACAUCAGUGAUCAAGAUCUUGAUCAGUUGGUGAGGCAAGUGCAGCAGCAGCAUCCAGCUGUUGGCAUAACGUUACUGAAAGGUCACCUUAAAAGUAUUGGUCAUCGUCUUCAAAGGGAUAGAAUCCAGCUUUCUCUUUUGCGGACAGAUCCGACGGGUGUUCUUAACAGGUGGAAAGAGUCAGUAAAACGGCGAGUCUACAAUGUCCAUGCACCACAUUCCUUGUGGCACGUAGAUGGAGAUCACAAGUUGAUUAGGUACUAAGUGUUUAUUUUGCAUCUUGUCGUAGCAGGCUGAUUUGGCAACAGAACAAGAACAUCAGUUGAUGAUGGAAAAGAGCAAGGAAAGGACUAAACACAUUGGUCAAGCCAGUUGUUUGAUUUGCACGUGCUGUCAUCAACUGACAUUCCCGUUCUGUUGCCGAAUCAACCUGAUGUAGUUUUUUUUUAAACAGAUGGGUAUGCCAUAUUUUUGGACGUUUGUCAUUCUGUUCUACUGAAGGUGGAGAAUUGUGGUACAUGGUGGCAUUGAAGGCUACUCAAGACUUCCCGUCUACUUGCAUGCAGCCAACAACAAUAAGACAGCUACGGUGUUGAAAACUUUUUAG
Messenger RNA from Porites lobata, 646 nucleotides. The record is from the annotation of a GenBank genome assembly. Lineage: Eukaryota; Metazoa; Cnidaria; Anthozoa; Scleractinia; Poritidae.